AACAUGUCGACCAACGGUGUUACCUCCAACCCCAAGCGGACCAAGAUCUGCGUUUACUGCGGCGCAUCCGCCGGCAACAACCCCAUCUACCUCGAAGCCGCGCGCCAGCUCGCCCGUACCAUGGCCGCCAACAACAUUGACCUCGUCUACGGUGGUGGCACAGUCGGCCUCAUGGGCGAAAUUGCCAAGACCCUUGUUUCCCUGUCCGGCCCUGACUCCGUCCACGGCAUCAUCCCCGAGGCUCUGGUCCGGUACGAGCGCGACCCUCACUACACGUCCACCCAGGUGAGCGGCGGGCAGAAGGAUUCCGCCGCCGACGAGGAGGCAAAGGCCAAGCAGCUUCCCGUCCCUGAUGAGAACGUCUUUGGCCGAACGACCAUUGUCAAGGACAUGCACACGCGCAAGAUGAUGAUGGCGCAGGAGGUGUUAACGGGCGGCCCCGGAUCGGGCUUCAUCGCCUUGAGUGGCGGCUACGGUACCAUGGAGGAGCUGUUCGAGACGGUGACGUGGAACCAGCUGGGCAUCCACGACAAGGGCAUCGUCCUGCUCAACAUCAACGGCUUCUAUGACGGUAUUCUGCACUGGAUCCAGAACAGCAUCCAAGAGGGAUUUGUGAACCAGGCAAAUGGAAAGAUCAUGGUGGAGGCGAAGAACUCGGAGGAUGCGAUCAAGGCGCUGAGGGAGUAUAAGGUGUCCGAGGCGGUUUUCAAGCUGAACUGGAGUGAUGAGUAGGCAAGGAGGGUAAGAGACGAGGGAAGAUCGUUUUCUUGAGGUUUCCCUUUCCUGCUGGGGAAAGCAGUUGCUGUUGCCUUGCAUCGCGCAGCUUCGUUCUGGAUGGACGACGGCGUUCAGGGGUACUGUUUCUUAGGCUGGGCCAUCAUUCAAAAGCUCUCGGUGUACCAGUUUGCUUGAUCGGUGGGAUUCGCGUCAUGAUGUCAGUAGACACAAAACAAUGCAUUAACAUAAAGGGACUUGUUCAUCUC
Molecule: messenger RNA, 983 nt
Organism: Neurospora tetrasperma FGSC 2508
Lineage: Eukaryota; Fungi; Ascomycota; Sordariomycetes; Sordariales; Sordariaceae
Exons: 2
Coding region: 4-732 (242 amino acids)
Biological process (GO): cytokinin biosynthetic process
Cellular component (GO): cytosol
Molecular function (GO): hydrolase activity, hydrolyzing N-glycosyl compounds
Source: RefSeq, a predicted model, not a curated record